UUGUUUGCAGCCUAUCGGGAUGCUUGCAGGGCUUCACAUUAUCUAGGAUAUAGCAACGAAGAAACUGAAGGUAAAUCAUGGUAUAGUUAUGUGCAUCCCGACGAUCUGCCCGACAUCGCCUACAAGCAUCGUGUCUUGUGCGAGCACAAGGAUGGAUCUGUAAUGUGUUUGUUGCGUAUGCAAACAGCCAGCAGUGCCUGGCUCUGGCUGCAUGCUGUUUUUACUGGCAAGGAUUACCUUCACCAACAUCACUGUAAGCGUAGCCAGCACCUGAUUCAAAUCAUCUACCAAGUUUUAAGGUAUUUUUAGAC
Molecule: messenger RNA, 311 nt
Organism: Gongylonema pulchrum
Lineage: Eukaryota; Metazoa; Nematoda; Chromadorea; Rhabditida; Gongylonematidae
Source: the annotation of a GenBank genome assembly